Messenger RNA from Peromyscus californicus insignis, 4196 nucleotides. RefSeq names its product phosphatidylinositol-5-phosphate 4-kinase type 2 gamma (gene Pip4k2c). The record is from RefSeq and is a predicted model, not a curated record. Lineage: Eukaryota; Metazoa; Chordata; Mammalia; Rodentia; Cricetidae. Gene Ontology annotation, biological process: phosphatidylinositol metabolic process. Gene Ontology annotation, molecular function: phosphatidylinositol kinase activity. The transcript is spliced from 11 exons. The coding region runs from base 1037 to 2095 and encodes 352 amino acids.
GGAUUCGGCUUUGCCUCCAAAACCAAGAAGAAGCAUUUCGUGCAGCAGAAAGUGAAGGUGUUCCGGGCCGCCGACCCGCUGGUGGGCGUGUUCCUGUGGGGCGUCGCCCACUCGAGUUCCAUCUUCUCCACCUGAAAUCCAGCUCUGUGCCUUGACUCCUUCCUGCCGGGUCCGCCCUCAGGCUACAGGGACUGGCCAGAAUCCGGCUCCAACCAGAGGGACAUUAAGGGGAGUGGCUCUAUAAAGGGUUGUUGGUGAGGUCUGGGUGCGAGAGUGCAUGAAGCGGGGCGGGGGUACGCCUGCCUGGCGAAGGAGGUGGUUCGAUUCCCCUCUCCACCUUGCUUUCUAGCCUCAGCCCUUGACUUUCGAGCCUUGGCUUUGUCUGGGGAUAGCUCUAGGUUUUUUGGAUCUUCUAACCCUGCUUGCCCUUUUCCGGGGACUCAGCAUUUCAGAGAAGCUACCCAACUCUGACCCUAGGGGGAUGCACUCAAUCGGGACGUAAUGCAUAGAUGCCUUUGGUCUUAGCUGUAUCCCCACUGUUGGCUGGUGUGGUGGUAUUUGGUGUAAAUGGAGUAAAUUGUAACCCAGGAAAAAGCCGAGGAGCUGUGGUCCCAGGGUCGUUGGGUUGUUUUUUUUUUUGUUGUUGUUUUUGUUUUUUUGAGCUUCGGAAGCCCGAAAAGGGCUCAGAAGGGUGCAGCUUGGGAGUCCGGAGGAGGCCGAUGGUCCGGUACACCUCCUUUCAUGAGGACGUCUUGGAGACAAAGCUAGGGACGUGAAGUGUAGCUGGUUUUUUCCUUUCUCAGAUCGGGAGUAGGAGGGAUGCAGUGAUCUUCAGCUCCACGGGGACUAUUUUGGUUAUCAGCUUCUUUGAGUUGCAGUCUUGAUAUAUGGUUGUGGAGGUGUAAGGGGGUGAGGCAGAACGCCGCGUUCUUUAUUUGUAGUUGGAACAUCACUGGUGGUCAGGGAGGCCCCUUUUGCUGCUCUCUCAGCGGUGGCAUCUUGAAUCAAUGAACUCAGCCAGGUGCCGCCUCCAGUGAUGCUCUUGCCAGACGACUUUAAGGCUAGCUCCAAGAUCAAGGUCAACAAUCACCUGUUCCAUAGAGAGAAUCUUCCCAGUCAUUUCAAGUUCAAGGAAUAUUGUCCCCAGGUCUUCAGGAACCUCCGUGACCGAUUUGGCAUUGAUGAUCAGGAUUACUUGGUGUCCCUUACUCGAAGCCCCCCAAAUGAAACUGAAGGCAGUGAUGGUCGAUUUCUCAUCUCCUAUGAUCGCACUCUGGUCAUCAAGGAAGUGUCCAGCGAGGACAUUGCCGACAUGCACAGCAACCUUUCCAACUACCACCAGUACAUAGUGAAGUGUCAUGGCAACACGCUCCUGCCCCAGUUCCUGGGCAUGUACCGAGUCAGUGUGGAGAAUGAAGACAGCUACAUGCUUGUCAUGCGGAACAUGUUUAGUCACCGUCUUCCUGUGCAUAGGAAGUAUGACCUCAAGGGCUCCCUAGUGUCCCGGGAAGCCAGCGAUAAGGAAAAGGUUAAAGAACUGCCUACUCUUAAGGAUAUGGACUUCCUCAACAAGAACCAGAAAGUGUAUAUCGGUGAGGAAGAGAAGAAAGUGUUUCUGGAGAAGCUGAAGCGAGAUGUGGAGUUUCUAGUGCAGCUGAAGAUCAUGGACUACAGCCUUCUGCUGGGCAUCCACGACAUCAUCCGGGGCUCUGAGCCAGAGGAGGAGGGGCCCGUGCGGGAGGACGAGGCUGAGUGGGAUGGGGACUGUAACCUGACUGGACCUCCUGCUCUGGUGGGCUCCUAUGGCACCUCCCCUGAGGGCAUUGGAGGCUACAUUCAUUCACACCGGCCCCUGGGCCCAGGAGAGUUUGAGUCCUUCAUCGAUGUCUAUGCCAUCCGGAGUGCCGAGGGGGCCCCCCAGAAGGAGGUGUACUUCAUGGGCCUCAUUGACAUUCUGACACAGUACGAUGCCAAGAAGAAAGCAGCCCACGCAGCCAAAACCGUCAAGCAUGGGGCGGGGGCAGAGAUCUCGACUGUCCAUCCUGAGCAGUAUGCUAAGCGAUUCCUGGAUUUUAUUGCCAACAUCUUUGCCUAAGAGCCUGACUCUGUGGUGAUCACUGCUUUAUGUUGAAGGUGGUGGGUUCUGAGAGUCUUAGGGGAACUGGAUUGGGCCACUACUUCUCUUCUUUGCUAAAUUCAGGGUGCAGGCUCCUUCCAUCCAAAUCAUUCCAUCUUGGUGGAUAGGCUUUUCCUGCCCGAGAAAUACACUGUCCUCUCUCCCCAUGUCCAUUUUUCUGCCCGCUCUCCUCGCUCCCACCGAGCCCUCUUGCUUCAUUAGAGUGUUGUUGUUGACUCUCCUAAGUGCCUUGAUCUUUGAAAAACAUCUUGUUUCUAUGAAAUAGGAGGAGCUGGGGGUAGGGUUGUUUGCCAUCUUCGAGACCUGACUGGACAGUGGAUGUGGCUCAAGCAACUACCCCAGAUGCACUUCGCUGUGUGGACGAAACUGAAUGUCUGGAUUUGCUGAUACCAUUACAGGGCUUUGUGGCAUGCUUCCUCCCUGUAGGCCCUGGAAUGGAAGGCUCUCAGGAGACUCCGAUGUGGGUGCAGGCAUUCACACAUGGACAGUCUGGCAUGGAGGUGAGGUGGAGAGUGGUCAGCAGGCUGGCACCUCACAGAGGCAGGACCUAAGCGGACUUUUGUGACUAUGCAGAGAAUGGAGAAGGUCCCUGUCAAGCAUUGACUACUGUCCAUUCUCUUCCUCCAUCCCACCCCACUUUGAUCUGUACCCAUGAGGACUUCUGGAUGCAGGAGCCCUGGCAUGGCCAGAGCGUCCAAGCCUAGGGCCAGGUGUGAGGCUUCUGUGCUGCACCUCCCCAGAACCUUGCGCCUUUGCUGGGGAUGGAACCCUUCGGCGAGGGGGAGAGAGCAGCGGAGGCUGGGAGGACUGGUCGGAGUGCGAGGUUCAUUCCUGUGUGAAGUUUCCUUUCUUCCUGUCCAGUUACUCCCAAGGUCCCUUUCUAGUAGAAGGGAAUACUGCGUGUGGGUCCGUUUCCAUCAUUUCGAGAGGACAGAGAUCUUGAGUGUGGGAACCUCCCCAUCCCCUGGACAUGGUACCUAGCACACUUCCUCCCUCUCCUCAGACACUGUUUUUGGUUGAAUUGUUGUCCUGUUCCCUUCUGUCCCAUCUUUCCCUGCUAAUGUGUCUCCCAGGGGACAGAUGGCCUUCUCUGUCAUCUUCCCUUCCCACCCCCAGAGAGGAGUCAGAGCCAUAACUCAGUCACCCAGUCCCUUCCAAAGAUAGCCGAGGUAAUUCGUGAUAUCCUCAGAAUGUAGAGGAACUCAGGCAUGGCAGCUCAUGCCUGUAAAACCCAGCGCUGAGGAGGCUGUGGCAAAGUGAGUGACAGUUCAAGGCUAACUUGGACAGCCUGGGCUACAGAGUGAGACCUGGUCUCAGGAAAACUCAAAAAAGGUAUGGGUUUGAGCACUGGCAAUUAUAACUCAGUUGGUGGAGUGCUUGCCUAGCAUGUACAGAGCCCGGGCUCAUCUCAGCACCACGUAAACCAGGUGUGGUGGUGCACUCCUAGAGUCCUAGUUCUAGGGACGUGAAGGUAAGGAGGAUCAGGUAUUCAAGGUCAUCCUCAGUUACAUAGCAAGUGUGAGGCCAGCCAAGGAUACAUGAGACCGUCUUGGGGAAAAAAAGAUUCCAGAUGAGACAGAUUGUCGUCUCUGCCCAGAGCCUUUGGAGCCAAGACACUCACUCUUGCUGUUCUGUCCCUCUUCAGACCUCCACACUCGUGGGGUGGAGGGUGGGAGGUGGGCAGUGAGGGCCAAGCAGCUGCUCUGCUGUGUAGCUGACCUGACCAGUCAGUCUCCUAAGAAGCCACGCGGUCCUCAGGGAGCAGCUCCCCUUUCACCUUUAACCAAAGGGAGCCGUGAAAGGAACGGUGGUCGUGGUGGGAGGGACCUACCUGCUAGGUCUCUUCAUCUCACAGGCGACCUUUCCCUGUUGAUGCAAUAAAGCCCCAUGACACCAGCAGCUGUUCAUUGGAACUGGAUUCUCUAACCAUGAGGUUGUGUAUUAUGGGCAGUAUGGUCAUCUUCAUUCAUUGCUUCUGUUUUCCAUCAUUUUGUUUUAUUAAUAAAAAUCUGUAUUUACUCCCAGUAUCACAAUAAAAUAAAUUAUUCGAUCCAAAUCA